UCCGAGGUCUCAAGGUUGGCAAGUAUGGACUUACCUUGCAACAUGCUUGAACCUCCCUGCGGACGAGGCAGUGACACGAGCAAGUCAAGUUGCAAAUAAAGCAGAUUUCCGCGAGCGCGGCUGAUUAAUCACUUGUGGUUGGUCAUUAGCGUGCCCAGCUUGCGCUCCCGGGAGAAAAGAUAUACACACCCUUCCCAAGUAGGUGGGUAUUUUUUGUUUGAUGGCACAAACAGCAUCACCUUCCUCCUCCGGCCCACAGCAGAGAUAUCAGUUUGCUAUGACGGAAGCUGCAGCAUCCUUUGCAUAGCUGAGAUACAACUGAGGUGCAAUGAUGGACAGCACGAUGGAGAAGGACAUGGAGCUGGUGGGGAUGGGACUUCGGAUCUUGAUGUCCCCCAUCCAGAUAUUCUUUUACGUCCUCCUGGUAAUGCUGGGCACCUUGGGUAACGCCACUGUCAUUGUGGUGAUCGGCAAGAGCGUGUACGUGGAGCACGGCCGGGGUCGUAACUCGGACAUCAUAAUCAUCAACAUGGCCUUGUCCAAUCUGCUGGUGUCGGUGAUGAGGAACACGCUGCUGGUCAUCUCGGACACGGGACUGGAGUUGUAUUCGUCCAAGGAGUGGUGUCAGUUCCUCAUGGGCGUGUGGGUGUGGCUGCGCUCGGUCAACGUGUGGUCCACGCUCUUCCUCAGCGCUUUCCACCUCCAGACCCUAAGGAGGGUGGCUCCCGCCAUCAUAACCCUGCGAGGACCCCGAGGCGCUUCGAGUACCCUCCUGAUCAAUCUGGCUUUCAUCUGGCUGCUCAACUUUAUAUACUCCAUUCCUGCGUAUAUUUUCUCCACCAGCGGCAACGUGAACACCACAGAGACUUUAAUGCUGGUGAGCAGCACAACACGCCCCCUGCUGGGCUGCGUUUGGAACUUCCCGUCCUCCUUCAGCGGCCUGUCCUACGCCACCACCUCCAUGGUGAUCCAUGAGACCAUCCCCAUCAUUCUGAUGGCCUUCACCAACUUGGGCUCCCUUUACACGCUCUACACGCACGGCAGAGUGCGCGAGUCGGUGCUGGACACCCACAUCGCCAAGCGAGUGCCGGCUGAGAGACGGGCAGCCAAGGUGAUCCUCGCUCUUAUCAUGCUCUUCAUCGUGUCGUGGGGCACCAGCAUCAUCUCUGUCAACUACUUCAACUACAACCGCGGCUCGUCGGCAGAGUUCCUCCUGGUCAUCGCUCGCUUUGCCAACAUCAUCUUCAUCGCCAUGUCGCCCAUGGUGCUGGCGGUGGGCCACCGGCGACUACGUUCCUUCAUCCGCUCUGUGCUCUCUUACUGACGCAUGAAGGCCAGGUGCACCUGGUCCGGGUGUUGCUAACCGCCAGACACGAUAUUAGCCGGUGGCGCCUUAGUGUUGGUGCGGUGCCAUUUAAGAAGUCCUAACCAGCCCAUCGCCAUUCCCACGAUCCUCUUCCGCAGCUUUCCGUGGCCCAGGGCUACGACCAUUGGACAGAAGCCCACGAACAGCGAGGCAGAGAAGUGGGCCACGGUCAGCAGGCCCUCGGCGUGAUGCCCCCUGUCGUGGUUGUAGUAGGUCACGGCGGCCACCUGCAGCACCCAGCAGACCACGAAGAGCGACACCAUCAACAUGAUGACGUGCGCCGCCUUUCGCUCGCUGGACACAUGCAUGUCCAGCUCGCCGUGCUCCCCGGCCGCCGUCACCGCCCUGAUGUGCUUGGCCAGGGAGUGCAGGGUGGCCAAGUUGGUGCACACCAUCAGCACCAAUGGCAGCACCUCGUUGAGGGCCAGCGAGGCGGAGGCAAACGCCGCUCCCUGCUGGCUGGAGGGAAACUCCCAUAUGCAGCCCAGUAGAGGCCGGGUGGUGCAGCUGAUCACCAUCAGUUCCACGGUGGCGUUGCCAUGGACAUGGGUGCUGUAGACCAGAGCCGGGGCCGAGAAAGCCAGGUUGGCACCCCACACUACCCCCAGGACGAUCCACACCCGACGCCUUUCCCGCUGCUGGGCCAGCGGUCCGAAGUUGACUUGAUGCCGCCUGAGGGUUGUGCAGUGGAAGACGCUGAGCGUCAAGGUCACCCAGCAGCCCACCGCACGCCACCACACCCACAGCAGCAUGAAGACCCGACACCAACCCGGAGACAGACUCACGUUCAACCCCAAGUCCGACACAAAGAUGGGAACGGUGCGGAACAGCGAGGUGAGAAGGUUGGCCAGCGAAAGGUGCACCAAGAUGGUGUCCGAGGGACGGAGUCUCCUCGAUGGACUCUUGGUGGAAGCCUGAACCACCUGUGAAGAAGACCAGGGGAAAUAAGCACAACCGCUCACCUCAACGUGAUGCUUUAGUUGGCCUCACCACGUAGAUGACCAGGACGUUUCCCAGAAUGCCACAAAACACCAGCAGCCCAAACAAAAUAGCGUCCACGGUGAGGGCGGCCGACAUGGCCCCGCGUGCAUGGUGGCGUCGUGAGCUCGCCAGAUUCUCUCAUUGAGGAAACUGCUGUGGUUUUAUAUUCGCACACGCUGCAUUAAAGCUUCGCUGACGAGCCUCAAGGCGCAUUAGGUCUGGCCGAGGUAGACAUUUUCCACCGACGCCAUCUGCCUCACCGAUCAGAGCUCUGAACAAACACGCUAGUACGUCAGCUCGCUAGCAGCUCUCUUAUCUGAUGCCAACUUAAACAUGAUGCUGGGCCAGAUGGGACAAAAUGAAAUUAAUACUUACUUAAAUGUGUCAUUAAAUUUUAAUAAUCUAAACACAUGAAUGUAUUAUAAAAAUGUGUUGUUAAUUUAUCUAAUGUAAAACUAAAUGUUAUUAUUUAACUAAUUAUUAAUUUAAUUAAUUCACAAUUUAAUGAACUAUUUUAUGAUUUAAUGACUUAUUUAAUUAUUUAAAAUAUCACUCAAUGGGCGGAGUUACCACAAAUCCAUAGUCCAAUCAUGGUAAGUGGAAGUGCCGGCCAACCAAUCAGGUGUUAUAUAAUUGGGUGUUAGGAUCAUGAAGUUAUUAUACAAACGUUUGUAAUUGAAA
Nerophis ophidion (straightnose pipefish) is the source of this 3028-nucleotide messenger RNA. Its product is annotated as olfactory receptor class A-like protein 4. Gene Ontology annotation, cellular component: membrane. Lineage: Eukaryota; Metazoa; Chordata; Actinopteri; Syngnathiformes; Syngnathidae. The transcript is spliced from 5 exons. The record is from RefSeq and is a predicted model, not a curated record. The coding region runs from base 329 to 1324 and encodes 331 amino acids. Gene Ontology annotation, biological process: G protein-coupled receptor signaling pathway. Gene Ontology annotation, molecular function: pheromone receptor activity.